Molecule: messenger RNA, 366 nt
Organism: Fusarium coffeatum
Lineage: Eukaryota; Fungi; Ascomycota; Sordariomycetes; Hypocreales; Nectriaceae
Exons: 1
Coding region: 1-366 (121 amino acids)
Source: RefSeq, a predicted model, not a curated record
AUGGGUGUUCUCGGACUCGUUACAACCGGCUUUGUCGGCGCCCUUCACAGCUACAUCCUGUGGCUAGAGAUGUUUGCUUGGACUUCUCCUCGCGGGAGAAGGACCUUCAAGCUCACACCUGAAUUCGCCGAGCAGACCAAGACCAUGGCGGCGAACCAGGGUCUGUACAACGGUUUCCUCUCAGCUGGGUUGAUUUGGUCGCUUCUUCACCCGAACCCUGUGUUUGCGAAGCAGCUGCAGAUUUUCUUCAACGGUUGUGUCGUACUUGCGGGCGCUUAUGGCGGUGCGACAGCCAACAAGCGUAUUCUUUACGUUCAGGCUGCCCCGGCUGCUGUUGCUCUUGGACUUGUUCUUUUGGGAAUGUAG